Molecule: messenger RNA, 1491 nt
Organism: Armigeres subalbatus
Lineage: Eukaryota; Metazoa; Arthropoda; Insecta; Diptera; Culicidae
Product: facilitated trehalose transporter Tret1-like
Exons: 5
Coding region: 32-1426 (464 amino acids)
Biological process (GO): carbohydrate transport; transmembrane transport
Cellular component (GO): membrane
Molecular function (GO): sugar transmembrane transporter activity
Source: RefSeq, a predicted model, not a curated record
CGCAGCGCCCAGACUAAUUGAAGCAUCAACUAUGCUGACCAAACAACCUCAUUAUCGGAGGCAAUACCUGGCCGCUGUGAUUGCUGCCUUGGGAGCGUUUUCGAUUGGCACCGCUUUCGGAUGGAGUGCCCCGGUGGAGCUCGGAUUGCUGGAUCGCGCGGAGGCUGGAUUCGAAAUAGAAGAAUCUCAAUUUGCCUGGGUGGUUUCGCUGAUGAGUCUGGGAGGUGCAAUCAUAAGCCUACCUGCCGGACUGCUUGUACCGAGAUUGGGUGCCAGGAAUACAUUAUUGUUGUUUAUUCUGCCAACCGUGAUCGGUUGGAUUUGCAUCAUAUGGGCCAGUAAUGUAGCAAUGCUGUUGGCAGGUCGCGCCCUGACCGGCUUUGGAGCCGGCGCCUUCUGCAUGGUCGUUCCCAUCUACAUAGGAGAGACUGCUUCGAAAGAGAUCCGAGGAACUGUGGGAAGCUUCUUUCAGCAGAUGAUAAAUUUGGGAAUCGUUUUCACGUACGCGCUAGGUUUGGAUAUGAAUGUGUUUUGGCUCAGUGUUGCCUGUGGACUCGUACCGAUUCUGUAUGGUGUACUGUUUUUCUUUAUGCCAAACACACCGACAUUUCUGGUGCACCGGAAGCAAGAAUCAAAAGCUAUCGAUGCAAUCAAAUGGUUGCGCGGAUCUAACUUUGACACUACUUUCGAAAUCGAUGAAAUACGCAGCCAGCAGCAUCAGAUAGCCACAACCGAUGUUGCCCGAGGAAAACGAUCCAGCUGGAAAAUGUUCCGUCAGCCGGCUACGAUUCGUGCACUAAUUGUCAUGCUGGGUGUCAUGUUCUUUAUGCAGGCUUCUGGUGUGAACGCGGUGCUGUUUUACUCGACAUCAAUAUUCCAGGCAGCCAACGUCGCAGUUGACCCGGAACUGGCUACUAUUAUUAUCGGGUGCAUACAAGUCUUCGGAACGCUGUUGUCCUCACUGGUGGUGGACCGACUGGGUCGACGAGUGCUCCUACUGACAUCGGGCGGCGCCAUGUGCAUCAGCGUGCUUACAUUGGGAGUUUACUUUAUGCUGCUUUCCGAUGACCCAGGAAACCAGGUGUCGGCCGCUGCCAACCCCACCGGGUGGAUUCCCCUCGUGGCGCUCUGUUUCUACGUAGCCGUCUUCUCCGUUGGGUUCGGCCCAGUGCCGUGGCUACUGCUAGGUGAAAUAUUCGCUGCGGAGGUGAAGGGACCAGCCAGCGCUUUGGCAAACAUGACAAGCUUUGGGAUGUCGUUCAUCCUGUCGCUGGUGUUCCCGCUGGCACGGCAGUCCAUUGGCAGUGGACCCUUAUUUUUAAUUUUCUCCGCCUUUUGCGCUCUGGCAGUGGUGUUUGUUGCGAUUGUUGUGCCGGAAACGAAAGGUAAGUCGUUGAAUGAAAUACAAAGUAUGCUGGCUGGGUGACCCGCUCAUAUAAUAAAUUUAGUCUAAAACAUGCCUGGCAUCUAUGAGAGCAGAAAAACGAUUAU